This is a messenger RNA of Naegleria fowleri, 2109 nucleotides long. RefSeq lists its product as uncharacterized. Gene Ontology annotation, biological process: regulation of GTPase activity; signal transduction. The record is from RefSeq and is a predicted model, not a curated record. NCBI's taxonomy places the organism in Eukaryota, Heterolobosea, Eutetramitea, Acrasida, Naegleriidae. The transcript has 2 exons. Bases 1 to 2109 code for a protein of 702 amino acids. Gene Ontology annotation, cellular component: cytoplasm.
AUGGUGUUUGAAGGCCUUUUUGGACGAAAGAAAAAGGUCUUUGGCAUUCCACUCGACCAAGCCAUCAAGGCUUCUCCCAUUCUCAAUGGACUUCCAUUCCCACUCACCAAAUGUGUGGAUGCUGUCGAGCGUUUUGCUCUCCACGAAGAAGGUAUCUACCGAAGAGCUGGUGCUAAGAAUGCCAUUGAAGCUCUCGUCAAGUUGUUUGACUCUGGCAAAGAUCCAGAUUUACAGAAUGAAGAUCCCUAUACGAUUUGUUGUGUGGUGAAAGAGUACUUGAAAAAGUUGCCGGAUCCUCUCACGACCUAUGAGUUAUAUAAUUCAUUCAUGGAUUUGGGAAAGACGAGAAAGAACAAGACGCGUGAAGAAUCGGCUGAGAUGAUGAGAGCCUUGGUGGAGAAGCUUCCCGAUAACUCUCGUUAUGUUCUGUAUUUUGUGGUCAAGCAUUUGCAUGCAGUGGCUCAGCAUCAUGACGAGAACAAGAUGAGUAUUACCAACUUGUCCAUUGUGUUUGGUCCUACUCUUUUCAGAUCCACCAAUACAAGUCCUACAGUAAUGUUGGGAGAUGUCUCUCAUCAGGGCUAUUGUGUGGAUUUAUUGAUUCGAGAGGCCGAUACCAUCUUUAACUCCAUUAUUGUGAAUAAUAAGCAAGUAGCUGUCUUGGAUGAUCCAUUGAACAUUUCACCAGUCUCUCCCACUUCUGUUUUUGACCAAUCAAAAACUCGUGAAGAUGAUCCAUCUAUGAAUGGAAAUGGUGGUCAUGUCAUGAAUGGUUGUAGCCCAGCCACAUCCGCCAAUGCAGCCUCCAAUCGUGUCUCUAAGAGAUUUUUCUCAAUUGGUGGCCAUCAAGCUCAAGAGAAGAGAAAGGGACUCUCCCUGAUAGAAUUAAAACUCUCUGAUCAAGACUCACCCGUUCAAGCUGGACGAGGAUUAUUUAGACCCGAGAGUACUCGAAUUAUAUUUUCGAAUGAUGAUAAAUCCAAGCAAGUGACAUAUACAACGGAUGAUAUUACACAAAUUGUGAAGAGUAUUAUUGGUGAAAAUUUGGAAGAGUCUGCUCAUCGAUCUUUUAAGAGAUCGCUCAGUGACGUAAAUUCCAUGUUGAGAGCUCCAAAGAAAUCGGCAUGGAAGAGUGAGACACCUGAAGAUAUUCAAUCGUUGAGUCCAAAUUCUGUCCAACAUCGAAGAUCAUCUGCUGUCGAGGAGUACACAAAAGAUUUGGAUCAUGCAUCCGAUAUUACAACUACCGCAGAUCUCGAAGAGUUGACCAAAGUUUCAAAUAAUACUAGUACUCUCCAAAAACAAGAAAAUACUUCCUGCUUGAAAAAUAAUCUAACAGAAGAAACGAAAAAGCAACUUGAAAGCGUUCCGGUAGAUAUUGUGAACCAACCACUCGAAAGUGUAAAUAAGCGUAUUGAGAUUAGACGAGAUGCCUCACGUGACAUUUACAAAGGAGUCGAUUUGACAAAAAUAGAUGAAAAAUGGAACUCACAACAACUCUAUCUCGAAAAAUCAAUCAUACGAGAAGAAAUCAAGCACUUUGAGGAGUGUUACUUUAAGGCGAAUCCAUCGGCUCACAGACUACCUAAAGAGGUCAAAGAGCUGAUUCGACCACUAUUUGAAAGGUACAACCAAGCCAAAGAGAUUUACGAAAUUUUUGUUUCGAAUCGACAUGCCUACACGUCACAAAUGAGCACAGAGUCGCCUCUGCACCAGGUUGUAAUUUAUCGAUCGAACAAUUACUCAUCUAUGAACACCAACCAAAAUAGACAAAGUGAUCCUUACUUGGGAGGAAGGAGAUCUAUUUCUUUUUCGAUACGAGGUACAUCCGUUCAAACCAAAUCACCAGAAUUUCGACAACUCUUGUUGAAGAAUAAGCAAUAUUAUGAGUUGAAAACGAAAAAGAAGGAGAUUCAAACAAAACUGUUAGAGCAUGAGAAGAAAUUUGAAAAAGAUCACAACAGAAAGAUGAAGUAUUUAAGUGAUUGGGGAGACCUGCAGAGUGAUUAUGAGGAAUACAUGUCAAUCAAGCAAAAGAUGGAAAACAUUGUUUUAAAUAUGACUUCCUCGAGCAACAAAAUAUCCUCUCCACGUGCAGGUGACGACUAG